GCAGGAUUGGGCAAAGAGGCUCCUCUCCAACAACUGGCUCCUUUUCCUGUGAUAAAGACAGAGUUCAAACAUAAAAACAAUAGAUGUUCCAGUCUCUUCCUUGCGCAAGGGCUGUGUUGAUUUCGAGUUCAUUAAUAAGUAAUCUUGCUCCCAGCAAUACCCUCACACUGACUCGAAAGUUGUCUCCAGACCAAGGUUGCUGAAUACAUCUCGCUUAAGUCUUACAAUUGCUCAAGAUAGAACCAGAAAGGCUUCACCACAGAAAAGAUUAUCUGAAUGACAGAUUGGUGUCUCAGUGAAGUCACGCCUGAGUAAUCACAUAUUUUUCUACAAGCAGAAGAAAUGAGGCCUGAUAGCACUUCUCAAAUAAUGAGACUCCUAGGGCAGACACGCAUUCCUUCAUUUGAAAAUAUCAGUAAUCUCUCCAUGAACAGUGACUGCACCCAGGUUGUAGUACCAGAAGAAGUCUUUUUCACAAUUGCCAUUGCUGGAAUACUGGAGAACCUACUUGUCCUUAUAGCUGUGAUCAAGAAUAAGAAUCUCCACUUGCCCAUGUACUUGUUUAUCUGUAGUUUAUCAGUUUCAGAUAUGUUGGUCAGUCUGUACAAAACUUUGGAGAACACCUUGAUCAUCUUAUGCAAAAUGGGGUAUCUGACACCUCGAGGAGACUUGGAGACCAAGAUAGAUGAUGUCAUGGAUUCUUUAUUUGUUCUGUCUUUGCUGGGAUCAGUUUUCAGCUUGUUAGCCAUUGCAGCUGACCGAUACAUAACUAUAUUUUUUGCAUUACAGUAUCAUAACAUCAUGACACUGAAUCGUGCUUUAAUCAUCCUGGCAGUAAUUUGGGCAUUCUGUGCGGGGAGUGGCAUUGCUAUGACCAUCUUCUCCCAUGAAACAGCUACGGUCAUUUCCUUCACUAUUCUGUUUCCUUUUAUGUUAAUUUUUAUAUUAUGCCUCUAUAUCCACAUGUUCCUGCUUGCACGAUCUCAUGCCAAAAAGAUCGCUUCACUGCCUACCAGUGCAGGUCCCCAGAGAGUUAACUUGAAAGGAGCUAUUACAUUAACUAUUUUCUUUGGUGUUUUCCUUUGCUGUUGGGGACCCUUUCUUCUUCACAUCCUCCUCAUGAAAUUUUGCCCACUUAACCCUUACUGUGCUUGCUACAUGUCCAUUUUCCAUGUGAAUGCUACACUCAUCUUGUGCAAUGGCAUCAUUGACCCUAUGAUUUAUGCAUUCCGAAGUCCAGAAUUACGGAGUACAUUGAAGAAAAUGUUCUAUUGUACCAGAAAGAACUCAGCAAGGCCCCAAAUCUUGGCUAACUCUGGUGCCAGUAGUUGGAUAAAGUCUCUAUGGAGGGAAAUUGUGAGCUGAUAUUUCGGUUGAAGUAAACUGGAACAAAUGAGAGGUGCUCAUAGAAAUCAAAGAUGACCAAAUGGAAUUAAAAGCAGGACCAAAAACAAGAAUUAAACAAAAGCUAGAGAUUUCACAAAAGGAAUUAAAGAAAUAUCUGGAGGUUUCCUGGGAGUGACUGAGAGUUUACCUGCAGUCAGAGAUAAAAUUAUUGUUGUGGCAGCAGCCAAAAAGCAUCUAGGCAAAUUUGGAAGCCCAACCACAAAACUCUCUGUCUGGAUUAGUUAGAUGACCAGCAACCUUGGUCUAACUACCUUGGACCAGGAAAUAAUGGUGAGCAAGAAAGCUUUGGCCAACUUGGAACUUGCUAACAAUGAUGAGCUGCAGCAAGAACUUAAGGAGCUAAAAAAUAAUCUGGAGCAGGAAUUCAAAGAAUCACAGACCAUAGUGGGAGUAGGGAAGUGAUUCCCGAUCCAUUCUUCCUGAGUGGGGAAUCGGACCAGCCAUAAAACCUGUGUAAGACUGGACAUUUACAGUAUCUAACCUGUUUAUAACCCACGCAGGCCCAGAUAGAAUAGGUGGGAUUCCUCUUAUAAAUAGUAGGCUUUUGUAUUAUUUCAGAAAGGGAAAAGUUCCCUAAAAGAGGCUUAUUUGGCUCAGUUCAUCAUCAUAGCCUAAAUGAAUGCUGGGAAGAUGGACAAAAGGCAGGGUUCCAGGCAGAAGGUGGCCCAGCACUGAUGGUACUGCAGAACUUACCCCUAGAAAAGAGAUUACUUGAUCCAGAUCUGGUACAAGCUCUUGAUAUGCAGUUCAGAGGUAGCUAUCAAUCUGAGAUGGCCAGGACACAGCUAAGAGCUAGAAGGAGAAGGAAAGAAGAGACCCUAUCUGAACUGGCAGAGGAACUCAGGGAACCUGUACUCCUGUCAUAUCUGCAAAAAUCAGUGAUGAGCUAAUUAAUAGAUGCAUACUUGGCCUGGGACUUGAAGAUCAAGAUCAGAGAAAGGAGGCCAAAGACCCUUGGACUGUGAGAUUUGCCUCAGAACUUGAACCUUUCCUUACAGCAGUCCAACAGAAGAAGCAGCAGCCACCAGUGAGAUCCACCAGGAGCCUUGUGGGUACAGAUUUAUAUCUACUAUGUAUGAUCAAAAAGGGAAUCCUAAUGUGGUUCAUGACAUUCUUGAACAGUUGGAAGAAUUGUUAAAUUUGGUUUGUAAAACAAGGGAAAUUGGCAAUAAUAUAAAACUUAAGGGAAGCAGUUUAGUUAAAUGCUGGUACAUAAAUAAAUUGGCUAUAAAACCUUGGCUCUCACCCAUAGUUCUGAUGAAGGAAAAAAAAAAGAUAGAUAAGAAUCCUUUAAAAUGAUUUCAUUUUCUAUAGUCCAGAUAGCAGUAUCAGAUUCUAUUACCAUGAAUAGAUGAUACCCUAGAUGCUGUAACAGGUUCGGUCUGGUUUUCCAUACUGUAUAUUAAAAGUGGGUAUUGGCAAGUGAAAGCAGAGGCAAAAGACAGGGGAAAACUGCUUUCAUAGAGGACAAGGCCUGUGACAAUCUAAAGGAAUGGCUUGUGUAAUGUGCUGGCCACGUUUGAGAGGUUAUGGAGCGGAUACUGCAUGGAAUGCCUCUCAGCCUGAUUGCUAUGAUAUCUUAGUGCAUGCUAAAACCUUUGAACUUUUGAUACAUCUACCAGUGGUCUGAAGCUGAACCCAAAGAAAUCUGAGUUGUUCCAAAGAGAGGUAAUCAACCUCAGGCAAACACUCAUUGGAGGGAAUUUCCAUUGACAAAAUGAAAGUGGAGGCUGUGCAGAACUAGCUACUUCCCCGGACACUCUCAGAUAUGCAGAGUUUUGUAAAAUAGGUUUAUUUGGGGGGUUGCCAAUCUUGUGGAACCAUUGCAUAGGUUGAGCAAGAAAGGGAAACCAUUUCAGUGGCCAAGUAUGAUUUAGUGGUUUUAGAUUUGAAAAGAGCUCUUUUUACUGCUCCUGUCUUAGCAUACCCAUGGUCACUGCUGCUAGUGCUUAUGCAUUGGGGCAAUAUUGACAUAUAUCUUCUCAGAUGAUCCAUUAGAGAGCUAGCAUCUCAGCUUGGUUGCCCACAAAAACUGACAAUGUGGCUUUGGAAGCUGAGGAAAAGUUGUGACUACAGCAAAUUCCACAUUAGAAGAGAAUGGACGAAGUCUGUCCCAAGGAUCAGAUUCCACAGAAACAAUACAGGCUCAUCAGGAGCCCACUGAAAGUGGCUCCUCCUGCUUGUCUGUAUAGUAUCUUACUCAUGAGCUUACAAGUAUCAGGAUAAAGCCUUUAUCGUGAACAGGAACUAUGUACAGAAAUGAGCUAACUUCCCACUGCUCUGUGUAGCUGCAGCCUGAGAUUGCCCUAUCUCAUAGACUUUAUUCCCAAGAGCUGCGGGGGGCCAUGCCUGCGGACGGUCAAUGUCAGCAAAAUGUCUCAUGACCCACAAUCAGAUUACCCUGAUGCUUUAAGGCCAGAAGGGACCAUCUUAAUCAUCUAGUCUUGACCUCUCCUGGACUUCUUUAUUUCUGCCCCAGUGGAAAAUGUGUCAUUUGGGAAACCAAAGACUACAUGAAGCAUAUGCAGGAAGUACGGCAUUGCUACACUUCUUGGAGGACUUACCCUAUAGCACAGAUGGAAAGGCAGUGGGGUAGAGAGAGAAAAGCUCCACAGAGAUUUGGAUGGGAGUCAAAUUGAUUUGUGUUGGUGAUUUGAAAAGGUCCAGACCGGGGGAUUGUUGGGGGUGUGUGGGCAUUAGCAUGGUACUGAUGAGAAAGGUGGCGGUCUAGUUCCAGACCUCCUCUCUACCCACAUAUCAAUUUUUCUCUGAUUAAUUUCCUAGCAAACUGGCAAUAAGUUUCUGUCAUAGAAGUUUCAAUUAAUCCCGUGGAUACGCUUCAAACUGUUGAAUAUGGAUUCCAAUGAAAAAAUGAGAGGCAACAAAAGACCUAAGACUGAAUCACCCAAGCAGUUGAAGGGGGAGGACCACAAGGCCUCUGCAGAACCUAGCACAGGAUAUUGUGGCACUGAAAGAGUUCCUCACAGACUGACUGAAGUCAAUCUCAAAAGACAUUUGUGGCCUCUCUAAAAAUAUAUGUGAUGUAAAAUCCCAAAUGGGUCACUUGGAAAAUAAGCUACAAAAGAAUGCCAUUGAAACCAGUGAAAUUAAAGAAGAAACUGCCUUCUUAAAGCUGAGACUAGACAAACUGGAAGAAAAAUGGGAUGACUUAGAAAACAGAUCUCAAAGAAAAACCCUUUUCUUCCUGGGCAUUGGUGAGGUCUAGAGGAGAAGGAUAUCAUUAGCUUUCUUCAGAAAUUGCUCCCUGACAUAUUUAAUUUGGACCUCCAGCAGCCCCCAUUUAAUAUUGAAAGGGCACAUCAAAUACCUUUUGCUAGAAGACUGGAGACUGACAAGCCCAGACCCAUUAUCUUCAAGCUGCUGAAGUUCAGUGUUUGAGUAAGGUUAAUGGAAGCUUCCAGAAAAUCUGAAACCAUUAUGUACAAGGCCACAAAGUUUCUCUUUCUUCUGACUUCUCAGCUAAGCUCAAAAAAAGAAGGCUGCAUUCAAUGACAUAAAGCAAAUCUUGAGGGAGACCAAUAUCAGAUACAGCAAGUACCCAACCACCUUCACUAUGGAUUUAGCAGGCUCGAAAGAUUUUGCAAAUCCUCCUCUAAAGCUUGGCAGACACUCCAAACACUAAGGUCUGGUCUACACUGGGCGGGGGGGGGAAUCGACCUAAAAUACACAACUUCAGCUACGAGAAUAGUAUAGUGGAAGUCAACAUACCUUAGUUCGACUUACCUCGCGUCCUCAUGGCGCAGGGUCUAUUGGCCCAGCUCCUCCGUCGACUUUGCUUCCGCCUCUUGCCAAGCUGGAGUUCAGCAGUUGACGGGAGAGCAAUCGGGGAUCAAUUUAUCAUGUCUACAUUACACUACACGCAAUAAAUCGGUCCCCGAUAGAUCAAUUGCUACCCGCCAAUCCGGCGGGUAGUGUAGAUGUACCCUAAGAGCAGGUUUGACCAAAAGUAGCAGAAUGGGUUUUUUAUCAUAAAAUGCAUACCUCAACAAGUUUAAAAAUGGGUUUGUUUUCCUGUAUAUCUUUGUAAAUAUGGUAAUAUUCACUUUUAUAAUCUUCCAACACCUAGCAGAUAACCAGCUAAGCUGAAUUCUUCUCUUGAUUUCCUUUGGAACUGAGCAAUAACAUCAUGUGCAUAUCACUACAAUGCAUAGAUUUAACACUAAGCUGGAGGACAGAGCACCAUCUACUGAUUGAAGUAUUAUCUGCACAAAUGAACACAACUAGCACUGCUAGAUAGAAUCUCUUCACUAGCUCAGCCACCGGUGGAUUGUGUUAUGGUAACCACAAGUCCCUUGGAACAGUAAAUUCUCUUGACAUGUAAAGUAGACGGGCACCUAAAUCUUAAAUGGCACUAGUUAUUCAAUUUGUGCAGGGCAUUUGACAUACUAUGAAUAUGAAAUGUAUUUUCCAUAUUUAGAUUUUGUACUAAUUUAUAUUUUUUUGUCAAAUCAAUUGUAAAUUUACAUGUUCUGAGUCUGUGUGUAUAUGAUAUACAUAUGUGUAUGUAUGUAUACAUGAAAACUUCUGUAUGUAGGAAUAUAUUAUGUGUGUUCUUAGAAUACCCAAUGUUAUUUACAGAGUAAUAUUUGACUUAAAAUACAUUUCCGUUUAGAGAUGUUUAGACUAUUAUUAGAUAACAUAGGGAGGGGAGGAGCAGAUGGCAUUGAAGCAAUCAGAGAUCUGAAUGUGCCCACACUGGCUUGUUUUAAGUCUGUUAUUUUUGUUUUGUUUUCUCUUAUAAAUAUACUUUGGAAGAUGCAUGAUA
Messenger RNA from Mauremys reevesii (Reeves's turtle), 6193 nucleotides. RefSeq names its product melanocortin 2 receptor (gene MC2R). The transcript has 4 exons. Gene Ontology annotation, molecular function: corticotropin receptor activity. Gene Ontology annotation, biological process: G protein-coupled receptor signaling pathway. The coding region runs from base 343 to 1365 and encodes 340 amino acids. Lineage: Eukaryota; Metazoa; Chordata; Testudines; Geoemydidae. Gene Ontology annotation, cellular component: membrane. The record is from RefSeq and is a predicted model, not a curated record.